ACAUACAACAUAAUGUCAACUACAACAACUCCAUCAUUCAACAUUGUCGUCAUGAUCAGUGGCAAUGGCACCAACUUACAAGCGAUAAUAGACGCCGUUCAAUCGGGCGGCCUGCCCAAUGUCACCAUCAGCGCAGUCGUCUCGAACAAGUCCGAUGCAUUCGGUCUGAAGCGUGCAGAGAAGGCCGGCAUCGCCACCAAGGUGUUCUCAUUGGUCACAUAUCAGAAGGGCGGUCCCGAUCGCACACGUGAGACAUACGGCGUCGAGCUGGCCAAGAUCAUCCGCUCGUACACGCCCAAGAUGAUAGUGCUGGCCGGCUGGAUGCUGAUCCUGCCGGCGAGCUUCCUCAACGAGUUCGCAACCAACGAGCCACUCAUCGACAUUAUCAAUCUGCAUCCCGCGCUGCCCGGCCAGUUCGCGGGCGCACAUGCUAUCGAGCGCGCAUUCCAAGCCUAUCAAAAGGGCGAGAUCAAACAUACAGGACUGAUGGUGCACAAGGUCAUCGAGGAGGUCGACGCUGGCGAGGUCAUCAUGACGGCCGAAGUACCCAUCAACGCAGACGAUACAUUGGACAUGCUGGAGGAUCGCAUGCACAAGACCGAGCACGUGACCCUGGUCGCCGCCAUUAAAAAGGUGUCGUCG
This is a messenger RNA of Acytostelium subglobosum LB1, 642 nucleotides long. RefSeq lists its product as hypothetical. Gene Ontology annotation, cellular component: cytoplasm. Gene Ontology annotation, molecular function: phosphoribosylglycinamide formyltransferase activity. Gene Ontology annotation, biological process: 'de novo' IMP biosynthetic process. The annotation marks the transcript as partial. The transcript has a single exon. The record is from RefSeq and is a predicted model, not a curated record. NCBI's taxonomy places the organism in Eukaryota, Evosea, Eumycetozoa, Acytosteliales, Acytosteliaceae.